AUGGACAUUGAAACUCCAGUCGAACCCAAAGAACCUCCUCCUUCACCGCCAAUUUUUAUUACAUCUCGAAUUAAGUAUGUUGAUCUAUGUAAUAAAUUGCAAACAAUAAUGAAAAACGAGUUUCUAUUGCAAAUCCACAACGAAAAAUAUAAAGUUAAACCGCUAAUUUGUCAAUUCUUCACAGUAAUAAAGUUACGCAAUGAAAACAACUUUGAGUAUCCGACACAUGCAGAAAAAUCUUACAGAUUUGUUACAUCAUUUUACCUACAUCAUUCAAUUCCAACCAAAUACAUCAAAGAAGAUAUCGAAUCAAACGGAUUCUUAGUGAAAAACGUCACAAAUAUACUAAAACCUCAAACUAAAGAGCCACUUCCAUUAUUAUUUGUGUCCAUCUUAACCCGUUACCAAAUAAUCAAGAUAUCUUUAAAUUAA
Molecule: messenger RNA, 432 nt
Organism: Cinara cedri
Lineage: Eukaryota; Metazoa; Arthropoda; Insecta; Hemiptera; Aphididae
Source: the annotation of a GenBank genome assembly